Molecule: messenger RNA, 442 nt
Organism: Pongo pygmaeus (Bornean orangutan)
Lineage: Eukaryota; Metazoa; Chordata; Mammalia; Primates; Hominidae
Product: small ribosomal subunit protein eS10-like
Exons: 1
Coding region: 5-442 (145 amino acids)
Cellular component (GO): cytosolic small ribosomal subunit
Molecular function (GO): structural constituent of ribosome; RNA binding
Source: RefSeq, a predicted model, not a curated record
CAAGAUGUUGAUGCCUAAGAAGAACCAGAUUGCCAUUUAUGAACUCCUUUUUAAGGAGGGAGUCAUGGUGGCCAAGAAGGAUGUCCACAUGCCUAAGCACUGGGAGCUGGCAGACAAGAAUGUGCCCAACCUUCAGGUCAUGAAGGCCAUGCAGUCUCUCAAGUCCCGACGCUGUGUGAAGGAACAGUUUGCCUGGAGACAUUUCUACUGGUACCUUACCAAUGAGGGUAUCCAGUAUCUCCGUGAUUACCUUCAUCUGCCCCUGGAGACUGUGCCUGCCACUCUAUGCCGCAGCCGUCCAGAGACUGGCAGGCCUCGGCCUAAAGGUCUGGAGACUGAGCAACCUGCAAGACUCACAAGAGGGGAAGCCAACAGAGAUACGUGCAGACAUAGUGCUGUGCCUCCAGGUGCCAACAAGAAAGUGGAGGCUGGGGCUUGGUAA